Molecule: messenger RNA, 6336 nt
Organism: Dunckerocampus dactyliophorus (ringed pipefish)
Lineage: Eukaryota; Metazoa; Chordata; Actinopteri; Syngnathiformes; Syngnathidae
Gene: gtf3c2
Product: general transcription factor IIIC, polypeptide 2, beta
Exons: 26
Coding region: 2301-5039 (912 amino acids)
Biological process (GO): transcription by RNA polymerase III
Cellular component (GO): transcription factor TFIIIC complex
Molecular function (GO): protein binding
Source: RefSeq, a predicted model, not a curated record
ACUGUCCACAGUUCACACGUCUUUUACGCGCAUCAAGCUGGGCAUCGGAGCGUCGAGACCACUGAUCUAAAAAAAAGACUGGAUCGAGCUUCUAUUGUUUUAUUUUUGAAGCCAAUGGAAAUUUGCGGCGGCCAUCUUGGUGAGACCACUUUGCUGUGAGACAACAGUAUGGCAACGCACUGGUAAAACUUCGAUUGAUCGUAUAGCCACCAAAAUCAACUGCUAAAGGUUAUAACUACUCUACUCAUCCUCGCUUCCUUCACUGGCACUCCUGAUGUUUUCCCCCGCUCCCUUCAUCUUUCUUCGUUUAUUGCACCCAUAUGCACAACACUGCGUUCCGGUUUUUCCCAUAUUUUUCACUAAUUCUGCGUUCGUAUACCAGCACAAUCACAAAGCUGUGGCGCGUAAGGUGGUCUCACCAAGAUGGCGACGAUCGAAAAAAUCUGGCUUCAAAUUUUGGCGCGUGAAAACAAUAGGUUGCUCGAUCCAGUCUUUUUUUUAGAUCAGUGGUCGAGACCAUGUUUGUGGUUCAUCCGCUCCUGUACGGGGGAAGGCGAAGGUGGAGGCCGGCCUGGAGGACGGUAGGCUGGCUUGUCUCCUUCACCUCCUCAACAAUGAUGGCAGCUUGUUUCAAGUCAGCAGCUCACACGACAUAUCUUUGGAUGGUUAUCUUUACUUCUUUGGGGAAGGUCCUUUUCUGUUCCCAGUCAAGGCAUGCCUGGAGGAGUUUGGUGUAGAAGAAAAGCAUGCGCAAGCCAGGUCCAACAUCAGUUAUCACGGUUAUCAUUGUUAUCACGUGAGGAGACUUACUGUGCUUCAAAGCAAACGAUGGUUCUUCAUGGCUGGAGCCUCAUCGCACACACACAACGUUAAGCCUGUAACACUGACUCCACCCACAUUGGGGGUGACAUGCCACCUAUGUACGCAUCCAGGAAGAGAAAGACUCCACCCACAUUGGGGGUGACAUGCCACCUAUGUACGCAUCCAGGAAGAGAAAGACUCCACCCACAUUGGGGGUGACAUGCCACCUAUGUACGCAUCCAGGAAGAGAAAGACUCCACCCACAGGAGUCCAUCGGACGCCAGAACCCACCCACCACAUGAAGGACUGCCACAAAGUGAGCGUGUACACGUGCACACGUCCACCGUUGUGAUGCUGAGAAGUUUAUGCACGUGACGCUCAUGUUCGAAUGCUUCAGAGUGAUUAGUGUCGAGUCCAAGAAGUUGAGAAGAUGAAAAGAACUCCUGAUAAAAGCAGGACUGGUUUGUGACAAACAAAAAGGCAGCAAAGAAGUUUGAGAAGUUCUUCAAAAAGAGUCUAAGAGCCCAAAGAGUCUUUCCACAGCACAGAGCAGCAGAUGAUGUACACGUACCACCACCAGCAAUUCCAUGAGAUGCAGCCCCCAACCCCAGAGUACCACAGCUUCCUCCUACUCGCUAACACCCACCUGAGCAGCGUGUGCUGCAUUACACCUCUCUAGAGCCUCCACCUGGGCCCAUGUGGAUGGAUAUGAAACAAGCCCCGAUUGAGAUCGAGGACAUGCACGGCGGGGAUGGUGCAGAGAGAGGUGGCGAGAUGAUGGAGGUAGACAGGAGACAGAAGAACGACUACUUCAUUUUCAGCAGCGAGUGCAGCAACUCCAACGCCGAGCAACAUGGCCGACACAGACUCCCUGACCAGUGGGGUCAGAGAUGGUCCGCUGCAAUGGAGGCGUCAAGGCAGCAGAGACUCACUUUAAAAGGUCCCAGAUGGUGCUCAGUAGGACAAGAAGAAAAGAGUUUUCUACACGUGAUGUGCUACAAGAGUACAAACAACAUAUUAUUCAAAUCUUCAUCUGGUGCUCUUUGUGGCUUGUGCUUCUGUUCAAGAUCACAAAUUGAGCAAUGGCUACUCCAGUAUAUUUGAUGAGAUAAUGGGCGCAGUCCCCCAUAUGCCGUUAGGGGGCGAUGAGCGCCGUCCUUGCUACUAUAUUAACAUGGCCGGCUGAUGUAAGCACAGCGUGAGUUUCAGCCACAACAAGUGCUUCAUAGUUCUCCUGAUAAGUGGGAAUGUAGCAGUUUCUUGCGGGCUAAAAGCAAAUGAGGUGUUUUUUUUUAGGACUAUCUGAUGUUAAUACGCGACAGAUCAGUUCACCGGCUUGCGGAAUCGAUCCUACGUGGCCAGAUCCGAGCAUCGUGGACUCUGUACGCGGGUUGUCAGCCUUCGCCACCAAAAAGGUGCUGGUGGGACCUACAGGAGCAGGCGCAAAGCUACAGUGAGAAAAAACAUCUUCUACACAUGUGGAGACAUCUGACAAGAUCAUGAAAGAAACGGCAACCGUAGAUGCUGAUGACCCGGAGCAAGGUCAAGAGACGCCAUCCAAACCCUCCUUUGAUUUGGUGCCCAGCCUGAAAGGUCGGCAGCGCAGGAAAAACCCCAGAUAUUCAGACUAUGACACGAGAGACACAAACGCACAUGAGAGGCAAAGUGAUGAGGAAAAGUCUGCUACAAAGAAGCUGGGAAAGGAGGUGACGCCUCAAAAGACGCCUGCCAAGCGAGGGCGGCCGAAGAAGGUCCCCCAGCCGAGCGUGGACGAAAAAGCAGCGUCUCAAGUGUCUAACGGGGAAAUGUCAACGAAAAAGACCCCUGCAGCAAAAAGGCCCCCUUCAAACAAAACUCCAGCUAAAACAAACAUUAACAACACCUCCCCUGGGCCGGGGGAGUCUGUAGAGAAUGGGACGCCAAAGCCCAAGAGGAAGUACGUGAGGAAGCAGGUAGUCAAGGCGGAGCCAGUCGCACGCGAGAAGAGUCCAGAAGUACCCGAGGAGGCGGAACCAGGAGGGCGCCGCAGGAGGAGCGCUGCUAAAAUGGCGAUGAAGUUCCUCCACGCAAUGGCUCAAGAGGAGAUCAGUCAUUCCGCUGAAGAUCCACAAGCGAACAGUGACUCCAUCCCCAAAACAGCAGAACCUGCGAGCUGUAACAUAAGUUCUCAAGGUGGAAAAGGACGCAGAGGUCGCAAGAGAAAAUACUCCGACAGCGACGGCGCAGACGACCAAGAUUUUGUUCCAGAUGUGGAGGAAGAGGAAGUGGACAAUGAGGAGGAGGAGGAGGAGGUGGAAGACGACUACGACGAUGAUGAUGUAGAGGAGACAGACUGGGAUUCAAACUACAAAAGAAGCUACAGCAGCAGCGCCUCAGGCACCAAGCUGGAGAAGAAACUGGCCAGCAACAUGAUGAAGACCAUUUGGGAGGCCUUCAAUACAUACAAGGAAUUCCGUAAGGUGCACCACAGCAGCUUGCUGUUCUCGGAGUGGAUUCCCUCCUCCAGUGCCUGGACCCCGGUGCCACAAAGUGAAGUGGAGGCGUAUCUUCCCCAGGAGCGCCGAUCAGCUGCUUUCAAAGUGUCAAGGGAAGGUUGCAAAGAGGAGGCGUGUCUGCAGAGACUCAGCAGGUUCGAAGCAGUACCUCCUCACCAGGACUACUGGGACAUGCACCUGAACGCAGGCGGGCCGGUGUGGGCCAUGGAGUGGUGCCCGACGCCCGACGGGGCCGUGGUGUCUCAGUACUUGGCUGUGGCCUGCCACAGAAACAUGGACGACCAGCACUACCUCCACAAAAACUACUCUGGACCUUCCCUGGUGCAGCUGUGGUACCUGGGCACGCUGGAGUACAACAGCAGGCCCACCUCACAGCCUGGUCUGGCUUACGGCCUGGUCCUGGACAAAGGUUGCAUCUGGAACCUGAAGUGGUGUCCAUCAGGGGUCUGGGAGAUGCCCUCCACCAGGAAACAGGCCCCUUUCCUGCCCAGACUUGGGCUGUUGGCAGUGGCCACCUCCACUGCUGUGGUCACCAUGUACAGUCUGCCCCAUCCUGAAGCUCUGAACAUCAGCCAGAAUCUUCCAGACUCUGGCGGCAGCGGCCAGCGUGGGUCCAUUUACAAGCCCGAUCCUGUUCUCAGACUCAAGCUGGGCUCCUUGAAAUCGCUUCGUCUGGAUCAGAGUGGACAGGUUCUGUCCAUGGACUGGCUGCCCGUCCAACCACACGACGUCAUCGCUGUCGGGUUCUAUGAUGGUAUUGUGGGUCUGUGGGAUCUGAACACAAAGUCAGCGUUGUUGCGCGUUCAGGGGUCACAUGACUCUCUCACCCUGCUGCCGUUCAAAUGCUUCCUGGCUCACGACCAUGCCGUGCGCGCUCUGGCUUUCUGUCCUGCCAACAGAAAUCUUUUAGUGACCGCGGGGGAAGACCGCCUUUUGAAGACAUGGGACCUGAGGAGGCUUUACGGGCCAAUCACGGUCCAGAAACGCUCUGUGCCCAAUGAGAUCUACUGGCCCAUGAAUUCAGCAGGACUCCUUUGGGCCCAGGAGAGCGCCUACGCAGCAACCUUCUCUCAAGGAGUGCAUUACUUUGACCACAAGAUGCGCUCCUACUUUGCUGUCCCCAGAAUGAUCACGACGUGGUCCAUCUCUUACUCUGAUUGGCUGAACAGUUUGGUGACAUCCGACGUGUUGGGUGAGGUCAUUUUCGCCACCUUACCUUCAAAUAUUUCCACGUUUCAGGCCAUCAAACGGCCCGUUGAGAGAAGAUUUCCUGUCUACUUCACCACCCUGGAGCCUCAUGAGGACACUGGAGAGGAGCAAGACGAGCCGGUGGAUGCUGGCUGUGAGGAGGAGGAGGAGGAGGCAGAGGGAGGAAGUGGCGGCAAGGUCAAUGUUCCUACUCGACAGCUUGAGACGUACAAAGAGGCUGAGAGGAAGUUCUACCUUCAUCACACAGACAGCAACAUGCUUUUAGGCACGAGCGGACGUCUGUGGAAGCAAAUGCAAGCCAGUGAGCUGAAGAGCAAGAUCAACAUGGACCACAUGCCGUUGGCCGCACUGCACAAGGUGCGUCUGAACCCCAACAUGACCUGCCACACGUGGCUGGCGUCGGCGGGCCAGGCCGGCCUGGUCCGCCUCAACUGUCUGAGGAUCAUCAACAACCCCGACAUCCACGCCACCAUCCGCAAGACCCGGGCUCAGUUUGAGGCCCGACACCCCCCCACCAAGGAUGCCCCUGCGUGACCUCUGCCGUUAGCAUGGGCAUGCGAACUGGAGGAGGACUUUGCAAUCAACUCAAGAGGAGACAUUUGUUUUUGUCGAAUCCUAAAGUGAGCACAAAGGUGGCUUUUUCUUUUCAUCAAGUCAGGCCACGGCUGCAGAAAUACUUGAACUUGAUCUUUUUUAAACCUUUUUUUUAACAGCAGUCCUUCAGUGCUGAUGCUGAUGCUCAUGCAAAGUGUGUUUACAGCCCUUAUUUCAUGUAAUGCUAUCAUGCUCAGUCAACAGGAAUCCAGAUAUCAGCGCAUAAAGACUUGUACAUAAGUACAAUGUACAGUACCUAUCUUAUGUACAGAAUCUUGCUUGGAAUGUUUUUUCCUCCAAUCCAGAACUUCAAUAGGACUCAUUUUGUAAUGUCGAGAUAUUAUUUGUAAUUGAGGCGAUUAAUAAAUAAAGAUGACAUAUUUCAACAAUGAUUUUGAAAAUAUCUCCAACAUUUUUAUCCUGAUUUUAUCAUUUAUCUCAUUACUAGGGAUGGAAAUCUCUUUGUGGUAGACGAUUGGAUACGCAUCUACAAUAGAUACAUGGGUUAAAGGUACAGAAACAGAACGAUUCGAUACAGUCUACAAUGCGAUUCGAUACGAUUCAAUGAUUACAUUUGUUGGUGUAGACAUGACUCUUGCAUGAUAAAAUAAAGAAGCCUAUUGUAAAAAGUGUCAUUCUUAUGGUAUUUUCAAUUGUGUAAAAGAGCACAUCAGGCCACGGGAAACAUUGAGGCGCAAUGAUUUAAAAAAAAAAAAAAAAACACUUGCAAAAAUAAAAUAAUUUGUAAAUACAUCAAAUGUUAUGUAAAUUAAUAUACAGUCAAACCUGUCUUAGCGGCCACCUUUAUAGAACGGCCACCUGCCUAUAGCGGCCACUGGAAAAUCCCCCACAGCAAAUGUACGUGUUGUGGACCCUGUGUAUAGCGGUCACCUGUGUAUAGCGGCCACUUUUGCCGUUUCCCUUCAGUGGCCGCUAUAGACAGGUUUGACUGUACAUUUAGAAAUCCCCCAGUUUUUGCAUGUUAAAUGUGAGCGACAACUUGUCCCACUUUGUUUUGCGGUCCUUGAACAACAUCUAACUUUCUCCCACGCUGCACAGAUAGACUACUAUACUGUAUUUUUCCCCUUUUUCUUUCACCUCAUAUUUUGUCCCAAAUGCUGAUACUAUGUUAGAAUGCAUAAAGGUAAGAUUUGAUGACCUUAUUACCGUAAGUGCUAAUGUACAUAUUUGCUCGGUGCAACUCUCUGAAAAACACACUCCAUGCUUGUACUGGUGC